Messenger RNA from Astyanax mexicanus (Mexican tetra), 2295 nucleotides. RefSeq names its product vacuole membrane protein 1 (gene vmp1). The record is from RefSeq and is a predicted model, not a curated record. Gene Ontology annotation, cellular component: endoplasmic reticulum; endomembrane system; membrane. Gene Ontology annotation, biological process: autophagy; Golgi organization. The coding region runs from base 114 to 1334 and encodes 406 amino acids. NCBI's taxonomy places the organism in Eukaryota, Metazoa, Chordata, Actinopteri, Characiformes, Acestrorhamphidae. The transcript has 12 exons.
CCGUGCUCAGGAAGUGAGAUACCGGUGUCGGUGUCUUCGUAACCCACACUGUCAGAGCGGAGCUGCGGCUAGAGCAGGUUGGAGCUCGAGCUGUUUGAAGUAAAGUGUGUGAGAUGGCUGAAAAUGGAACAGACAGUGAUUUACCGCAGAGGAGAUCUGGACCUAAAGAAAACCGUAAUGGUAAUUUCACAGACGCCUCAGUCAGAGAGAGGAAACAGCAAGACCGAGAAGAGCGUCUCUCUCUGGUGUUGUGGAGAAGACCUCUCGUAACACUGCAGUAUUCCUUCUUAGAAACACUCAUCACUCUGAAGGAGUGGACAUGGAAGCUGUGGAGGAGAAGAGGUGUGGUGUUUUUGAUCCUAGUGCUUUUUUCAGUCUUUUCAGUGGCCUACUCAAUAGAAGGAGCACACCAGAAGUAUGUACAAUAUUUGGAGAAGAAGCUCCUGUGGUGUGCCUACUGGGUAGGCUUGGGUAUUUUGUCUUCAGUAGGCCUCGGCACAGGCCUUCACACGUUCCUUCUUUACCUGGGCCCCCACAUAGCGUCCGUCACACUGGCAGCCUACGAGUGUGGCUCUGUAAACUUCCCCGAGCCUCCGUACCCAACCCAGAUCAUAUGUCCGGAUGAGGAGGUGCUGCCUGAUAGCAUUUCCCUCUGGACCAUCAUGUCAAAGGUCCGCCUGGAGGCCUGCAUGUGGGGUGCAGGUACAGCUAUUGGGGAACUGCCUCCAUACUUCAUGGCACGUGCAGCACGUCUCUCCGGAGCAGAGCCAGAUGAUGAAGACUAUGAGGAAUUUGAAGAAAUGCUGGAACAGGCACAGAGCGCCCAGGACUUCGCUACAAGAGCAAAACUUGCAGUUCAAAAAAUGGUGCAGAAAGUUGGAUUCCUGGGUAUCCUAGCCUGUGCCUCAAUCCCAAAUCCAUUGUUUGACCUGGCCGGAAUUACAUGUGGUCAUUUCCUCAUUCCAUUUUGGACCUUUUUCGGCGCGACGCUCAUCGGGAAGGCCGUUAUAAAGAUGCACAUCCAGAAACUGUUUGUUAUCAUAACAUUCAGCAGGCACAUAGUGGAGCAGAUGGUGUCUCUGAUCGGGGCCAUACCCGGGGUCGGAGCCUCCCUGCAGAAGCCUUUCCGGGAGUAUCUGGAAGCCCAGAGAACAAAGCUUCACAACCCAGUUGGAGAUGGCACACCUGCGGGAGAGAGCUGGCUGUCCUGGGUUUUUGAGAAAGUGGUUCUGGUCAUGGUCUGCUACUUCAUUCUCUCCAUCAUAAACUCCAUGGCACAGAGUUACGCCAAGCGGCUCCAGCAGAGGAAGUACUCUGAGGAGAAAACCAAGUGAUAUAAAACUCGUAUAACCCACAGUAACCCAUCUCAGGCUCCCGCUGCGGAAGCUAAGAAACAUUUAACCUGAAACGGCUAAAUGAGCACUAAUUUAUUUGUGCUUAAUCUGUGUACAAUUACGUUGGAUCUUACUUUUUGUUGUUUUGGUUUGUUGUCCAUUUGUCUGUAGCAUUUAACUAUUAAAAUCAGAUGUUCUAAAUGUGUGAUUUUUACCUCUACAGAGACGAAAGCAGUCUAGCAAAGACUGUGAGCAGUUAAUACUUGUUGCAAUGCCUUAUGCAACAUUGCAGGGUCAUGCUUCCAUUGAAGUGAAUACAGUUCUAGUACAGUUCUAAUCACUAGAAUGACUUGAUUGAUUGAUGAUUGAUUAUUUAAUUUCUACAGUGGCCGUGUGGAUGGGCAGGGUAGGUCUUUUUUUUCUUUUCUUUUUUUUGUUCUGUGAUUGUAUGUUAAGAUGUUGAGUGCUGAUGCAAUGGAUGUCUUCAGGGACAGCUUUCUUUAAUUUCUUUUUUUUUUCUUUUGUUGUUUUUUUUUUAACCACAAAUCUGAUGUCAUUUUCUCUUCGUUUGUUAUACAAAAACGACAGCAAUAUAUCGAAAGAACAGAUAUCCUUUUAGAACAGAAUUAAUCGUUUGCACAUUGUGUAAAUAAUCCGUGUCUUAACAUAGAUGUGCAUAUAGAUAGAUUUAUUCACAUUAAAAAAAAAAAAAAAAAAAGAUCUUGUACUCAAAUAAAAUAAAAAAUACAAAACAAGCUAUUAUUUUAACCUGGUAAAAAAAAACGUAAGACUUGCUGUACAUAUAAGACAUAUAAGAUUUUUCCUCAUGCCCUCAUCAGCUGCCUAAGUCAUUCUGGUCUGAGUUUUCUGUCUGAAUUUUGUUGUGUGUAGAUGAAUCUCAUAGCUUUUUCAUAGCUACUGUUGACUUAUUUCUGUUUGACAUUAAAUUGGAUUAAUAAGA